AUGCUGACCGAAGGAGUCGAAGAUGAAAGUAAAGGAUUCGUAGAAACUAUAAAAGAUCAAACAAAAACUGAACUUACGAAAGGUCAGAAAGAAAGCGAACUUAUGAAAGACGAAACAGAAAGUGAACUUAUAAAAGAGCAGACAGAGGGUGAAAUUGUUAAUGGUCAGACAGAAAAUGAACUUAUGAAAAAUCAAACAAAAAACGGAUUUGCGAAAGAUCAAACAAAAAAUGAGCUUACGAAAGACCAAACGAGAAAUGAAUUUAUGAAAGAUCAAACAAAAAAUGAAAUUAUUAAAGAUCAAACGGAUAAUGAUGCUUUACCACAAGAAAAAUUUGCAAAUCAAAAUGACCAAAAAAAGAUUCAAGAAUCUAUAUCGCAAGGCCAAAUAACUAAAGCUAAGAUUAAAAAAGUAAGAUUCGGUGAAAUAACAGAAUGUCAACUUGACAAAGAUCCUAGUUAUAACGAACCUUCUCAAUCGUCCAGAUUUUACGAAAAAAGACAUCAUAAGAUUGAAAGAUAUCAUAAGAUUGAAAGACACCAUAAAAUUGAAAAAACAGAUGUAACCUUGAGUCCUGAAAAAGCUAGUAAAUUAUUUGGAAAAUUGGGUUUGGCCGAAGCUUGGGAAAAAUUCGUUUCACCAAAAUCACAAAAUAAAAAGCGUACAAAGGCAUAUUUAAGGAAAAGAUUGGCUGAGAAACAAAUGUUAAAAACAGUCAUUAAAUACUGGGGAAAACGAGAUGAAACUUUAAUUCUUCCAACAAACUCCUCACUUUCUGUAACAUUAUCUCAAGAUCAAUUACAUAGUAAAACCACAAUUCGAGCUUCGCCAGAUUUUGAAAAAACUAGGCUUUGGCUUAACGGCGUUGAUGUCGAUAUAGAAAAAAACAAGCGAUUACAAAAUUGCUUGCGUGAAGUUCGACGUUUACGUAAAGAAUAUGAAGAGAAAUUGCGUAAAGAUAAAGGCCCAGAUAAUGUCUUAACUUUGUCGGAAUAUAAUCUUCACAUUUGUUCUGAAAAUAAUUUCCCUACAGCUGCUGGACUAGCUUCAUCAGCGUCAGGCUUUGCAUGUUUGACAUAUACACUUUCUCAAUUAUAUGAAUUACCGAUAUCUACUACUGAGUUAUCAAAAAUCGCAAGACAAGGAUCGGGAUCUGCUUGUCGUUCAUUAUUCGGUGGAUUUGUAGCAUGGGAAAUGGGUUCUCGUGAUGACGGAUCCGACAGUCAAGCAGUACAAAUUGCUCCACGAGAUCAUUGGCCUGAAUUGGAAGCUUUGAUUUGUAUAGUCAGUGACACCAAAAAGGGAGUCAGUAGUACAGAAGGAAUGCAAAACACGGUCAAUACUUCUACUCUCCUUCGACAUCGUAUUGAACAUGUUGUUCCUGUUCGAAUGAGAUCCAUGAUUGAUGCUAUUCGUGAACGAGAUUUUCAAAAAUUUGCCGAAAUUACUAUGCAAGAUUCUAAUCAAUUUCAUGCAGUGUGUUUAGACACUUUUCCUCCAAUUUUUUAUCUUAAUGACGUUUCUCGAGCUAUUAUUCGUGUGAUUACAGAAUAUAAUUCUUCUAAUUCUGAAAAAAAAUUAAAAGCUGCUUAUACUUUUGAUGCCGGGCCAAACGCUGUGAUUUAUACAACUAGUGAGAACAUUCCCGAGAUAAUUAACUUGAUAGCAAAAUACUUUCCGGGCAAUGAUGAUGUAAAAAAUUAUUUUUCUGAUCCUUUUCAAUUAUUUGUUGGAAAAACUAUUGGAUGUCAACCAUUACCUUUAGGGUUCAAUGACCAGAUAAUUCCAGUAUUUCCUAAAGGAAGUGUUAAACAAAUUUUGCAUACAAAAGUCGAUGAUGGGCCAAAGAUUGUGGUUGGAGAAUCUGAUGGAUUACUGAAUAAACAAGGAUGGCCAAAAAGACUUAAAUAA
Molecule: messenger RNA, 1911 nt
Organism: Cetraspora pellucida
Lineage: Eukaryota; Fungi; Glomeromycota; Glomeromycetes; Diversisporales; Gigasporaceae
Source: the annotation of a GenBank genome assembly